CGUAGGUGUGCGUGUGCGCGCGUCUUAACACACGUUACAUAUAUAUAUAUACAUAAAAUACACGAUAGACAGAGGCACCAGGUUGGCGCACACGUCUCGCCUUUUUUUUCGAAACAAGUUGACAAACAGUACCCGGGGCACCUUUGGGCAGACCAUGUCCACGACAACGGCGGCUGCGAGCGGCGAAGCCACCGGGCCCCAGCCGAGUGCCCCAUCGGCAGCCGUCUUUGAUUAGUAAAGUGCGUCUAGCUCAGCGAAGUGUUUAGCCACCACGACUUUUCUUCCCUUUUUUUUUUUCCUCCUUCUUCUUUCCAUUUCAUUGUUUCUCCCAUCGAUAUCGUGCAUGAGCCAGUGCGCGUCGACGUCAGUGCGAUAAGUACCGAGUGAAAAGUACUGCUGGUGGCUUUGAGCGCGUCGGGCCACUGACACGGCUGUACUCGUAGGAGCUCGAGCCGAGAGGAUACUAAGUGGGACUCAGCCGUAGCUACAAAACCGUGAAAAUGUCGUCGGUGAAGGUAGCCGUGAGGGUUCGUCCCUUCAACAUGAGGGAGAUCAACCGAGAGGCCCAGUGCAUUAUAGAAAUGAUCGACAAAACCACAUCAAUAGCCAAUCCCAAGGCACCUCCAGGGACAAAGGACGCCGUCAAAAGCUUCAACUACGAUUAUUCAUACUUUUCUAUGGACCCCAACGAAGACAAUUACUCCUCCCAAAUUAUGGUCUACAAGGACAUUGGCGAGGAGAUGCUGGAACACGCUUUCGAAGGUUACAACGUGUGCAUAUUCGCGUACGGGCAAACGGGAGCCGGCAAAUCCUACACAAUGAUGGGCAAGCAGGAAGAGGGCCAGGAGGGCAUCAUACCACAGAUCUGCAAGGACCUGUUCCGCAGGAUCAGCGACAGCUCGAACGAGGAAAUGAAACACUCGGUCGAGGUCAGCUACAUGGAGAUAUAUUGCGAGCGCGUGCGUGAUCUCCUCAAUCCGAAGAACAAAGGGAACUUACGUGUCCGUGAACACCCUCUUUUGGGGCCUUACGUCGAGGACCUAUCUAAGCUUGCUGUUAUGUCCUACGAGGACAUCCACGAUCUCAUCGAUGAGGGAAAUAAGGCCAGGACGGUGGCGGCGACAAACAUGAACGAGACAUCGAGCAGGUCACAUGCAGUAUUCACCAUAUUCUUCACCCAGCACAAGGAGGACACAGUAACUGGUCUGGCCACAGAAAAGGUCUCCAAAAUCUCACUGGUCGAUCUCGCAGGUUCGGAACGUGCUGAUUCCACUGGUGCUAAGGGUACUCGCCUCAAGGAGGGCGCUAACAUCAAUAAGAGCCUGACGACCCUCGGCAAGGUCAUCAGUGCCCUGGCUGAAAUUGCGGCUUCAAAGGACAAAAAGAAGAAGAAAGCUGAUUUCAUACCUUACCGAGAUUCAGUACUGACUUGGCUGUUACGUGAAAAUUUGGGUGGCAACUCGAAAACGGCUAUGAUCGCGGCCAUCAGUCCUGCGGACAUAAAUUACGACGAAACUCUCUCCACACUAAGAUACGCGGACAGGGCCAAGCAGAUCGUGUGCAAAGCUGUGGUCAAUGAGGAUGCGAACGCGAAGAUCAUCCGCGAGCUCAAGGAAGAAAUACAGAAGCUCCGCGAGCUGCUCAAGCAGGAAGGCAUCGACUUCCAAGAGGGAGAUGUAUCUUCUUUCAUCCGGAACCCAAAACGAGAAGACGAUCCGAAAGAAAUACGCCAGAGAAUCCCUUCCCACCCAACUUCAACAUUGGCCGAAGAAGCGGUCGAGCAGCUCCAGGCCUCGGAAAAGCUCAUAGCAGAGCUAAACGAAACGUGGGAAGAAAAGCUGAAACGCACCGAGGCGAUACGCGUGCAGCGCGAGGCAGUGUUCGCCGAGAUGGGCGUGGCGGUGAAGGAGGACGGGGUCACGGUCGGGGUGUUCUCCCCAAAAAAGACCCCACACCUGGUAAAUUUGAACGAGGACCCGCUUAUGUCCGAGUGCCUCAUCUACUACAUCAAGGAUGGCUUCACGCGAGUCGGCAGCGCCGAGGCGAACGUGCCCCAGGACAUACAACUGUCCGGUCCGCACAUCCUAAGCGAGCACUGCGUCUUCGAAAACCACGAGGGCCUCAUCACCCUCAUACCGAAGAAGAGCGCCAUCAUCUACGUGAACGGGCGCGUCAUCACCGAGCCCAUGAUCCUCAAGACUGGCUCCCGUGUCAUCCUCGGCAAGAACCACGUCUUUAGGUUCAAUCAUCCCGAGCAAGUUCGCGAGAGACGCGAGAAGAACUCGCCAGCCGAGACACCGGGAACCGGCGAGACGGUCGACUGGAACUUUGCGCAGAUCGAACUGCUGGAGAAGCAGGGCAUCGACCUCAAGGUGGAGAUGGACAAGCGGCUCUUGGUCCUGGAGGAGCAGUUUCGCAAGGAGAAGGAGGAGGCGGACCAGCUCUUCGAGGAGCAAAGAAAAAGUUACGAGGCCCGCAUCGACGCCUUGCAAAAACAAGUGGAAGAACAGAGCAUGACCAUGUCGAUGUACAGCAGCUACACGCCCGAAGACUUUAACAACACCGAGGAGGACAUAUUUGUCAACCCAUUGUUUGACGCAGAGAGCAACUGGGGUGAGCGCGAAUUCCAGCUGGCCGGCUGGGCCUUCCGCAAGUGGAAGUACCACCAGUUCACCAGUCUGAGGGACGAUUUGUGGGGCAACGCCAUCUUCCUCAAGGAAGCCAACGCCAUUUCUGUCGAGCUCAAGAAGAAGGUCCAAUUCCAGUUUACGCUGCUCACCGACACUUUGUAUUCGCCUUUACCCCCGGACCUCUUACCAGCCGCGGACGAUGAAGACGAAGAGGAAAGACCUUUGCCACGCACGAUCGUCGCUGUCGAAGUGCAGGACUUGAAAAACGGCGCCACCCACUACUGGACCCUUGACAAGCUCAGACAAAGACUGGAGCUGAUGCGCGAGAUGUACCACAACGAGGCCGAGCUGUCGCCAACCUCGCCGGACUACAACAUCGAGAGCAUCACGGGUGGCGACCCGUUCUACGAUCGGUUCCCCUGGUUCCGUAUGGUUGGCAGAUCUUUCAUAUACCUGAGCAACUUGUUGUAUCCCGUCCCUCUGAUCCACAAAGUGGCCAUUGUCAACGAGAAAGGCGACGUCAAAGGGUACCUCAGAGUCGCCGUUCAAGCCGUCAUGGAAGAGGAAAACAGUGAGUACUCGUGCGGCGUGAGACAGUCGGCCCGGAUCUCCUUCGACGACGACCUCUUCGGCAGCGCGACUCAGCGCCAAAACCGUCGCAACGCGUUGCUCGCCCAGGGCAUGGAGAAAGGUGGCCACCAUCAUCAGCAUCAAAUCCUGGCGGAGGAGCGGGUCAUCGAGGGCCACUCGGAGAACAAGGAGGUCAAGAGCGAGAAGGAGGGGAAGGAGGACGAGGAGGUCGGGGACACCGACAGCGGCCGUGGGGACAGCUCCGUGGCCAGCGAUACCAAGGAGGAGGAAGCGCCUGAGCACCUCCAGCCGGGCGUCGAGUUCACCUUCCGCGUGACGGUUCUCCAGGCCGUGGGCAUUGCUACCGAAUACGCUGAUAUUUUCUGUCAAUUCAAUUUCUUGCAUCGCCACGACGAGGCUUUCUCAACCGAGCCCGUCAAGAACACCGGCAAAGGCAAUCCCCCUGGCUUUUACCAUGUACAAAAUAUUACCGUCACAGUUACCAAAUCGUUUGUCGAGUACAUAAAGACGCAGCCGAUAGUCUUCGAGGUCUUUGGCCACUAUCAACAACAUCCUCUGCACAAGGACGCCAAACUCGAAUACGUACGCCAGCCACCGAAGCGCAUGCUACCACCGUCAAUCCCAAUAAGCCAGCCGGUCCGCUCGCCCAAGUUCAGCAGCGUGCUGCCGUCGCCCAGCACCUCGCACGUGCACGCCAAGUACGACGUGCUCGUCUGGUUCGAAAUCUGCGAGUUGGCGCCCAACGGCGAGUACGUGCCCUGCGUCGUCGACCACAGCGAUGACCUGCCCUGCCGGGGUCUCUUCAUGCUCCACCAGGGCAUACAGCGGCGCAUCCGCGUCACCAUUGUCCACGAGCAGGCGUCCGAGCUGCGCUGGAAGGACGUGCGCGAACUCGUGGUGGGUAGGAUCCGAAACACGCCCGAGCCCGAGGAGGAGGACAACGACUCGAGCGUGCUGUCACUUGGGCUGUUCCCUGGCGAGUGCCUCGACGUGCCCGGGGACGACAGGUGCAUGUUCAGGUUCGAAGCCGCCUGGGACAGCUCGCUCCACAACUCGGUGCUCCUGAACCGCGUCACCUCGUACGGCGAGCAAAUAUUCAUGACCAUCUCUGCUUAUCUCGAGUUGGAGAACUGCGGCAGACCGGCCAUCAUUACCAAGGACCUCAGCAUGAUCAUUUACGGGAGGGACGCGCGAGUCGGGCCGCGCUCGUUGAAGCAUCUGUUUAGCGGGAGCUACCGCAACCAGGAGGCGAAUCGGCUCAGCGGUGUUUACGAGCUCGUGUUGCGUCGCUCUUCCGAAGCAGGCGUGCAAAGACGACAGCGUCGCGUGCUCGACACAAGCUCGACUUACGUGAGGGGCGAAGAGAACCUCGACGGCUGGCGACCUCGAGGCGACAGCCUCAUAUUCGACCACCAAUGGGAACUCGAGAAAUUGACUAGGCUCGAGGAGGUCGAGCGCGUCAGGCACACCCUACUUCUCAGGGAAAAGCUUGGCAUUGACAAAAACACGUUCUGCAACAAGGCCACCCACGACUUCACCAAAAGCGAGAAGGAGGUCUGCAACAUGGUGGCAAAGGCAACAAACGAGUCCCACGCAAGUCCGGUAAAGGUGAAAAAGGCGCCCAGCAAGGACACGUACGAGCCGUGGGAGAUGACCGAGCGCGAGAAGGAGCUGACCAGCAAGUACGUCAAGCUGAUACAAGGGAGAAUACCGAACAAGGAGCCCAUCGUCCUGUCGGACGUUUCGCCGAACGACGACACGAUGGGUGACAUGAGCGCUUCGAUGAUGUCCUCGGUCGUCUCCUCCUCGUCCCAAGAGUUGAGCUCGCCGGAGCGCGCGAGGCUGCAGGAGUUGCAGGACAGUAUUAUGGCCGGCGAGUCGGCGAGCCACGGCUCGGUGGCUCCAGCCCCGCUUGGCUCGAUCUCGCCCGUCAACAGCGAACACCUGGUGCUCUACGUGCCCGAGGUCGAGGAGAUACGCAUCAGCCCCGUCAUCGCUCGCAAGGGUUACCUCAACGUCCUCGAGCACAAGACCAAUGGCUGGAAGAAACGAUGGGUGUCGGUUCGCAGACCGUACGUUUUUAUUUUCCGAGACGAAAAAGACCCCGUCGAGAGAGCACUGAUUAACUUAGCCACUGCUCAAGUAGAAUAUUCAGAGGACCAGUUGGCUAUGGUCAAAGUACCUAAUACAUUUAGCGUCGUAACGAAACACCGAGGUUAUCUCCUCCAAACGUUGGGUGAUAAGGAAGUUUACGAUUGGCUGUACGCGAUCAACCCAUUGUUGGCUGGUCAGAUCAGGUCGAAGCUCGCACGCAAGGGUCCAGGAUUGACGGGUAUCUCCAUAAGCCUGACACCACAGCAGCAACAGCAACAACAACAACAGUACCACCAGCAGCAGCAACAGCAGACAGCGGUAGGCGGGCCGGUGAACAGCCAGGCCCAAGCCAAGUGAGUGGCGGACUCGCUGGCCGAGAUGAUGGGCGCCGUAGCCAAAGUCUCGAGGAGCGUACUGAACCGCUCGCACUCUGCUCUCGAGUCGCGAAAUUUCUGCAAAUUUGGCUUUCCGAUUAUUUUCGAGUGAAGGCCAACGAAGAAGAGACAAAAAGGGGGGGGCGAGGGGCGAGGUGGUCGACGGCGAGGGGAGUGGGCGCGCGCCCAGCCAACACGUGUGCGCACUCCUGUCCAAUCGACCACACACACACGCAUACACAUAAAAAGUUAAUGUAGCCUUGAUCAACCAUCCUUGACGUAAAUUCAGAGGAGCCGCACAAACUCAACACUCACCCACACCCGCGUGAUGCACCGCACACACUCACCCACUACCGCCUAUAUAUACGUAUACGUGUAACCAUGGGUCACCAACGAACUCCUUGCACUCACCAAGCAGCUUUAUGGGUCUUUGUAGAUCCAUAGGCGUCCUUUUGUGGCUCGCUGGGCGUUUCGAUGUGAAACGCUAGACAAUUGUUCGGGCAGAGCCACCCCCACCCAACCCAUCGCAUCUCGCGCACGCGCCACACCGGAACCUAUACACGGCAAUGAGAAAGAAGAUUGCGCGCACUGGAGUGUCGCGAAACGAAAAUUGAGAGCGAGUCGUCGCCUCAUUGCGCACCCUCGUGAGGUUUUUCAUGCUUUUGUUUUUACCUUUCAUCUUUCGAUUGUUUUUGCUUUUCCAAACAGCCUUUUCCGCUCGUAACACCGCCUGGUCUCUCUACUGUCUUCGUCGUCUUUGAGCCGCGUCGUUGCACUUGGUUUUUUUUUUCUGCUCCUAGCGAUGAAACGGAGGAAGAGAUGUGUUCUCACGCGAGGGCGAAAAUAUGGUACAAUGAGAGACACUUGACUCGUGGAUGCAUGAAUCUCCCGGCCAGUGAGUCGCGAUAAAACCUCGGGAUUUCCAGACAAUGAUUUUAUGCAAUAAAAAAAUUAAAAAAAAAAAAAAGAGUGAGAGAGCGAGAAAGGAAAAUUGCGCGCAU
Messenger RNA from Copidosoma floridanum, 6690 nucleotides. RefSeq names its product kinesin family member unc-104 (gene unc-104). NCBI's taxonomy places the organism in Eukaryota, Metazoa, Arthropoda, Insecta, Hymenoptera, Encyrtidae. The record is from RefSeq and is a predicted model, not a curated record. Gene Ontology annotation, molecular function: ATP binding; microtubule binding; microtubule motor activity. Gene Ontology annotation, biological process: microtubule-based movement.